AUGUCGAAAGACGAUGAGAAAGAUGUCCGAAGAACAUAUCUUCUACGGGUUGCUAGCCACAUUCUCGGGUUAAACAUUGUCGAAGAGAAACUUCGACAACUUCAGCCAAUUGAAACUUUCUGCGAUACAAAUGCGAUGCUUUUGAUCGUUUCUCUCACAGAACAGGUACUGAGUUUUUGA
Messenger RNA from Haemonchus placei, 180 nucleotides. NCBI's taxonomy places the organism in Eukaryota, Metazoa, Nematoda, Chromadorea, Rhabditida, Trichostrongylidae. The record is from the annotation of a GenBank genome assembly.